AUGAUAGAGACGUGUGCUGUGCCGCACGAAACUUACGAGCAGAACGAGGUACGAAUGGAGAAGCUGAAGCCUUUCUUCGAGAUGGGCCUUGGAUCGCAAGACAACCAUUGGAUGGAAUGGACAUUUCCAAAAUAUUGCGAAAGGCGAUGGUACAUCACCGAUCAGGGUUAUGUCGGUAUCGGGACUGAAGAUCUGCAGGUCGGAGAUGUGGUUGCAAUGUUAUGGGGUCUGGACAAAGCAUGCAUCCUCCGCCCUGUGCAAGAAGAUGAGAUGACUGAGGGAGGGACGCGUCAGCAUCGUUUCAUUGGAGCUGCAUAUUGUCGUGGUGCUGAAGAGGUUGUGCUCAAGAGACCAAUGGACGGAACAACGGAACAAGAAACGAAAGCGGCAUGGAUGCUGCCGAAUGAACAAAAGCAACAGAUGGACCAAAAAGAUCUCAAGGGACAAUAA
This is a messenger RNA of Pseudocercospora fijiensis CIRAD86, 450 nucleotides long. RefSeq lists its product as uncharacterized. Bases 1 to 450 code for a protein of 149 amino acids. The transcript has 2 exons. Lineage: Eukaryota; Fungi; Ascomycota; Dothideomycetes; Mycosphaerellales; Mycosphaerellaceae. The record is from RefSeq and is a predicted model, not a curated record.